Molecule: messenger RNA, 807 nt
Organism: Gamsiella multidivaricata
Lineage: Eukaryota; Fungi; Mortierellomycota; Mortierellomycetes; Mortierellales; Mortierellaceae
Exons: 5
Coding region: 242-613 (123 amino acids)
Source: RefSeq, a predicted model, not a curated record
CGAGAAGCCCUGGAGUUCUUAACUAGUUUGUUCCUUAUUUAUAUCGUCAGCGGUAUGUGGGCUCUCCUGGCCCAGCAAUUGCUCGAGGAAUAAACCUCGUCUAUGGCUCAACCCAGUACUCCAGAGAAACGUCCGCUAUUUCUACGCGCCCCAACCCAGCCUUUGCCUCUUGCUUUCUUUUCUUCCUUAGCCUCUCCUCCACACCCAUUUCCUCCACUCGCGACCAAUACAUACUUUCACCAUGUCUGAUGCCAAGCACAACGCCAUGACCGCCCCUCGUCCUGCUGAUGAGGAGUGCAUCCAGAUCUUCCGCACUAUUAAGGAUGAUGUCCUGAAGGAGAUCCACCGUAUCAACCGCGAGGAUGACCGCCAUGGUCUUCACGAGAUGGACAAGUUGAAGCACAUUACCGAGUACACUCCUGUUCUUUAUGCUACCGAGGAUGUUGCUUUUGGCCGUAACUACUUUGCCAAAAUCCAUCUCGGCAGCGAGAAGUAUGUUCAUGUUCGUGCCCACAAGGGAAACGACAGUGUUAUCGAGUUUUACUCCCUUUUGACCACCCCCGAGUGCGCUGUCUGGGAGAAGGACACUCCUCUUGAGUACUUCAUCGAUUAAGCGACAUGUAAUGCGCCCCACCUCUUGCAUUUCUCUUGCAGUGAGCCGAAGAUGAUCGAAGAAGCACUCCGUGUACAUAACAAAACCGAUAUCAAAUAAAAAGAACGUACAAUUGUAAGCGAGAGGAAUUGUCUUCUGUGAUGGACACCAGCCGCGAAAGUGCGAUUGCGGUGGGGACGAGUGUGGUAAUGAGC